Molecule: messenger RNA, 1502 nt
Organism: Mugil cephalus (flathead mullet)
Lineage: Eukaryota; Metazoa; Chordata; Actinopteri; Mugiliformes; Mugilidae
Product: glutamine synthetase-like
Exons: 7
Coding region: 96-1220 (374 amino acids)
Cellular component (GO): cytoplasm
Molecular function (GO): glutamine synthetase activity
Source: RefSeq, a predicted model, not a curated record
GCCCAUUGUUGUUAAAUAGUACAAACAGGUUUCACCGCGUCACUUGUUGAGUUGUUCGUUCAACUACACCUGAAGUCGCCUGUAGCAGAGUGACCAUGGCGUGCCACAUGUCGCUCAGCUCUCGCCUAAACAAGGCCGUGCGGCAGCAGUACAUGAGCCUGCCUCAGGGAGGGAAGUGCCAGGUCACCUACAUUUGGGUCGAUGGCACCGGAGAGGGACUCCGCAAUAAGACAAAGACUCUGGACACAGAGCCAGCCAGUAUAGAAGAUGUUCCCGAGUGGAACUUUGAUGGCUCGAGCACCUACCAGGCCGAAGGCUCCAACAGCGACAUGUACCUCAUCCCCGUCCGCAUGUUCAGGGAUCCGUUCACCCUCGACCCCAACAAGCUGGUCCUCUGCGAGGUUCUCAAAUACAACCGCUUACCUGCAGAAACUAACCACCGGACAAGCUGCAAUAAAGUGAUGGAGAAGGUCAAAGAGCACUGCAUUUGGUUCGGAAUGGAGCAGGAGUACACACUUUUAGGAGUGGAUGGACAUCCUUUUUGCUGGCCCCCAAACGGAUACCCAGGACCACAAGGCCCUUACUACUGUGGAGUGGGGGCUGAUAAUGCUUAUGGAAGAGACAUCGUGGAGUGCCACUACAAGGCCUGCCUCUAUGCCGGGGUUAAAAUCUGUGGCACCAACGCUGAAGUCAUGCCGUCUCAGUGGGAGUUCCAGGUCGGUCCCUGCGAGGGCAUCGAGAUGGGUGACCAUCUGUGGGUCGCGCGCUUCCUGUUGCAUCGCGUGUGUGAAGAUUUUGGGGUUGUGGCGACACUGGAUCCCAAACCGAUUAAGGGCAACUGGAACGGAGCUGGUUGCCACACAAAUGUCAGCACCAAGGUGAUGAGGGAAGAAGGAGGCCUGCAGUACAUCGAGGAGGCCAUCGAGAAGCUGAGCAAAAAACACGCCGAGCACAUCGCCAUGUACGACGCGCAUGGAGGCAAAGACAACAUAAGGCGUCUCACAGGCCAGUACGAAACCUCCAACAUCAACGACUUCUCCGCUGGAGUGGCAAACCGUGGCGCCAGCAUCCGCAUCCCACGGCAGGUGGGCCACGACAAGAGAGGUUACUUUGAGGACCGGCGGCCUGCAGCAAACUGUGACCCCUAUACAGUGACAGGGGCCAUCGCAAGGACCUGCCUGCUGCACUCAGAAGAGGAAGAUGAAGAUAAAAGCAAGUAGGAGGGAAGUGUAGACUUCUGUUGCUUAGAUAUAUUAACAAAUGUAUGAGCUAUCAUCUGUCUGUGUUUACCUGACCCGGACAACACUGUCUGUAAAAAGGACAUGUAGUCUGGAUGUUUGUUUGUGUGACUAUCCAAGAAACGCUAUUUGUGCAUAUUUAUCAGAUCACUAGAUUCUUUUUCAGGGCACAUGUUAUUCAUUAUUCAUCAUGAAAGCAAUAAUAGUAAUUUCAUAUGUCCAGUGUUAGUGGGAAAAGUGAAAUAAAGAGACAACAGAGCUGUG